Solea senegalensis (Senegalese sole) is the source of this 1114-nucleotide messenger RNA. Its product is annotated as beta-galactoside-binding lectin-like. Bases 16 to 498 code for a protein of 160 amino acids. NCBI's taxonomy places the organism in Eukaryota, Metazoa, Chordata, Actinopteri, Pleuronectiformes, Soleidae. The transcript has 4 exons. Gene Ontology annotation, molecular function: carbohydrate binding; galactoside binding; laminin binding. The record is from RefSeq and is a predicted model, not a curated record.
UAUUCUCCACUCAGGAUGCAGUGGGCCCUGCCUGCCCUGUGUAGCACUCUCACUUCUCAUCUGCUGAGCUCCUCGACUACAUCUGCAAAAAUGAUGAAAGAUAUGAUGGUAAAGAACAUGUCCUUCAAGGUCGGGCAGACCCUGACCAUUGUUGGAGUUGCGAAACCUGAUGCUUCAAAUUUUGCUGUUAACAUUGGCCCCAGUGAGCAGGAGAUUACAAUGCAUUUGAACCCUCGUUUUAAUGCCCAUGGGGAUGAGAAUGCAGUUGUCUGCAACUCCUAUGAGGGAGGAAACUGGUGUGAGGAGCAACGCCACGAAGGCUUUCCUUUCCAACUCGGAGAGGAAUUCAAGAUUACCAUUGAAUUCACAGCCGAGGACUUCCUGGUGACUUUCUCAGACGGCUCUCAAAUCCACUUCCCCAACCGCCUGGGUGCGGAGAAGUACUCGUGCAUGAGCUUUGAGGGGGAUGCUCGCAUCCAGAGCAUUGAGAUCAAGUAAUCUUGCACUCUGCCAAAAAUCGCUGCAUUGAAAUUGUGUUGUUGUUUUUUUGUUUUUUUUUACAAUUUUUCAGUUUGUCUGGCAUCAGGUCACAUGUUAUUACAGCUUCUAGUUUCUUCAAUACAUGUGACACCAGCCUUAUGUGCUCAUGAUAUUGUAUUAUGCAAGAAUGAAGCUGUGUGCUUACGUGUGGAAACCAAAACACACAGAAAUACAUACAACAAGUAAUGAAUGCUCACUCUGCACUGGUAUAACUACUCAACGUAAUCUCGUUGGAUUGUGCAUUAACACCAUUUUACCUUCACAGCAUAAGUGUCAUUUUGGAUUUGGAAACUGGUUUGAAGUAAAACCAAACAAAGACAAAAGUACAGUGAUAACUUGCCAAAUGACUUCAGUAAAUUGACAUGAUAAACAUUCACCAAUAUAGCAAUACUUGGCUUCUUUUUUUGCUGCGUCGCACUGUUUAGCUGAAAAGCACCAGUUGCUCUUUAAGGUGCCUUGAAAUGCUCCAUGUUUUUAUUUGUCUUCCCUCCCAAAACAUUCCAGAUUUGUAAUUUCAAUGUGAUCCUUGUCUGUAACAACAUGGAUUAAAGCAUGGCCUUUUAUGGAACAAAAA